Colletotrichum costaricense is the source of this 1725-nucleotide messenger RNA. Its product is annotated as thiamine pyrophosphate enzyme. Gene Ontology annotation, molecular function: thiamine pyrophosphate binding; pyruvate decarboxylase activity; magnesium ion binding. The record is from RefSeq and is a predicted model, not a curated record. Lineage: Eukaryota; Fungi; Ascomycota; Sordariomycetes; Glomerellales; Glomerellaceae. Bases 1 to 1725 code for a protein of 574 amino acids. The transcript has 4 exons. Gene Ontology annotation, cellular component: nucleus; cytosol.
AUGGCUGAUAUCAGAACCCAAGGGCUUAUAGAGCCUGUCGACGUCGUCGAAUACCUCUUCAGGAGACUCCAUGAGGUCGGUGUCCGCUCCGUUCACGGCCUUCCCGGUGACUUCAACCUCGUUGCCCUCGACUAUCUUCCCCAGUGCGGCCUGAAAUGGGUUGGUAAUGUCAACGAGCUCAACGCCGGCUACGCUGCCGAUGGUUACGCCCGUGUCAAGGGCAUCUCUGCCAUCAUCACUACAUUCGGUGUUGGCGAGCUCUCCGCCAUCAACGCUCUCGCCGGUGCCUACUCAGAACACAUUCCCGUCGUACACAUUGUCGGUUGCCCCUCUACGAUCUCUCAGAAGAACGGCAUGCUCCUGCACCACACCCUUGGCAACGGCGACUUCAACGUCUUCUCCAACAUGAGUUCUCAAAUUUCAUGCGAUGUUGCGCGCCUCAACAACCCCGCCGAGAUUGCCAACCAGAUCGAUCAUGCUCUCCGAGAGUGCUGGAUCCGCAGUCGCCCCGUCUACAUUAUGCUCCCCACCGACAUGGUCCAGAAGAAGAUCGAGGGCCAGCGCCUGAACAAGCCCAUCGACCUCGAGGAGGCCAUCAACGACCCUGACAGAGAGGACUACGUUGUCGACGUCGUCCUCAAGUCCCUUCAUGCCGCCAAGAAGCCCGUCAUGCUGAUUGACGCCUGCGCUAUCCGCCACCGCGUCCUCCCCGAGGUUCAUGCACUCCUUGAGAAGACAAAGAUUCCUGUCUUCGUAACGCCCAUGGGAAAGGGUGCCGUCAACGAAUCUCACCCCAACUACGGCGGUGUUUAUGCCGGUACCGCUUCGCAACCCGAUGUUGGUGAGCGACUCGAGUCCUCAGACUUGAUCUUGUCCAUUGGUGGUCUCAAGAGCGAUUUCAACACCGCUGGAUUCUCUUACAGAACAUCGCAGCUGAACACCAUCGACUUCCACAGCACACACAUGAGAGUCAGAUACUCUGAAUACCCUGGCAUCACCAUGCGCGGAGUCCUCCGCAAGGUCACUGAGCGUCUUGACUUGAGCCAGCUUUCCGUCGUCACAUCACCCGAGGUCAUCAACAGAGUGCCCAGCCCCAACUCGGACCCCUCGCAAACCAUUACCCAGGCUUACUUAUGGCCUCGUGUUGGCAACUACCUUCGCGAGAAUGACAUCGUUGUCACCGAGACCGGAACGGCCAACUUCGGUAUCUGGGACACCAAAUUCCCUGCUGGGGUCACAGCUUUGAGUCAGGUCUUCUGGGGAAGUAUCGGUUGGUCUGUCGGUGCUGCCCAAGGUGCUGCUCUCGCAGCCAAGGAUGCGGGAGAGGACCGCAGGACAAUUCUCUUCGUCGGCGACGGAUCAUUCCAACUUACGGCCCAGGAGGUCACUACCAUGUUGCGCCACGGCUUGAAGACGACAAUCUUCGUCAUCUGCAACGAUGGAUACACCAUCGAGCGCUUCAUCCACGGCAUGGAGGCCGAGUACAACGACAUUGUCCAGUGGCAGUACAAGGAACUUGCGACAGUGUUCGGCGGUACCGAGCAGACAGCCAAGAAAUUCGUCGUCAAGACAAAGGAUGAACUUGAGAAGCUCCUGACUGACCAGGAGUUCAACAACCCCACAACACUACAGUUUGUCGAGCUCUACCUCCCCAAGGAGGAUGCGCCAAGAGCAUUGAUCAUGACUGCUGAGGCCAGCGCUAGAAACAACGCCAAGGUCGAGUAA